Messenger RNA from Aethina tumida (small hive beetle), 1546 nucleotides. Its product is annotated as ammonium transporter 2-like. Lineage: Eukaryota; Metazoa; Arthropoda; Insecta; Coleoptera; Nitidulidae. Bases 68 to 1465 code for a protein of 465 amino acids. The transcript has 4 exons. Gene Ontology annotation, cellular component: membrane. The record is from RefSeq and is a predicted model, not a curated record. Gene Ontology annotation, molecular function: ammonium channel activity. Gene Ontology annotation, biological process: ammonium transmembrane transport; ammonium homeostasis.
UGUCACAAGUUGACAUAAAUAUUUAAUCCAUAAUUCUAACGAGUGAAAAUCAAAUACCUCCACUAAAAUGAUAUUAGUAUACGAUGCACUCUUUAAUGAUACGUAUCAGUUGACUGAUGGUGGUGCACCUCAAAGUUCAUUGAUGAAAUGUUUAUUUGUAUUGUUACUUCGUAGUGGUUUUAUAUUAAUUCAAGCGUCAUGCGUCCCCGUCCAAAAUAUAUAUAUAAUACUGAUGAAGAACUUUAUAGACAUGGCUGCAGCCCUUUUAUCUUAUACUUUUAUCGGAUUUACAUUGUCUAACGGAUACAAGGCUUUUCAAGGAUUUCUAGGAUUUGGAAAAUGGAUUGAGAGCGAUAUCCUCUUCCUUCCAGACGCGAUACAAGGAUAUUUGUCUGUACUAAUGGGUACUGGGAUAAUAAGCGCUAGUCUGUCAGGUCGUAUGCACGUUGCCACCCUGAUAAUUAAUUGCAUAAUAUAUUCAUCAAUUUUACAACCAAUAUUGAUGUACUGGACGUGGAGCGGUGAUGGACUAUUCUAUGCUGUCCAAGUUCAGGGUGUAACAUACGGCAACCGUGAUUACGGUGGUCUGGUCGCCGUACAUCUAUCAGCAGCUAUUGUGAGUUUGAUGGGUAUAUUCUUUUUGGGAAGGAGGGUGAUGAUAUUGCGCAGCAUGGAUCCCUUGUCCAUUGGGCUGGAGUCCACCGGCAGGGCAAUCAUUGGAUAUACAUUUAUUAUUUUAGGAACAAUAGCAUUUGAGUUGCCCUCUUUCAAAAUGAUCAACCCCCUUUUUGAAAGCGAAUUAACCAGCCUCAUAGUGGUGAACAAUCUUAUUGCCAUUGGGACGUCUAUUUUCGUUGUAACAAUAUGCCAUGUUAUGGUGUACCAUCGGCAAAUAUUCAGCUACUGGGUGUUCGUGCGAACAUUACAAAGUGCUUAUGCUGGAGUCGUAACAAUUUCGGGUGGAGUGGACGUAUUUUCACCGUUGUCUUCGUUACUCAUUACUGUUUUAUCGUCGUUGUUGUUUUUUGCAGUUGCUUUUGGUCUUCAUAUGACAGCUUUUGAGGAUAAUUGUAACGUUGCAGCUAUUCACUUCAAUUGUGCCUUUUUCGGCAACCUUUGCACUGGAAUCUUCAAAACGACUCGGUAUGGUUGGAACUUAGGAGUACACACAGGUACUUGGUACCAGCUUAUGGUUUGGCUUUCUGCAUUCAUUUUUAUAACAAUUUCAAUGACGAUAGUCUAUGUCAUAAUCUCUUGUACCCGAAUCCUAAGCGGAGAUGUAGAAUCCCGCAAUCAUUUGAUGGCUGAAAAUAUAAAAAAGUCACAGAAGAAAAAGUUCUACAGAAGACUUUUUAGUAUUAAACAGAGGAGACGGUAUUUCGAACCAGCCACUAUUUUGAGAUUAAUGCAGUACAAUUCGCCUUUUAAACCUAUGAGCAACCAAGAGGAGGAACGCUUCAUGUGAAUUACCUUUUUAUAAUUUCUAAUGAACAAUUAUACAGUUGUUAUAUUUUUAGAAACAUUCAAUAAACUUUUUAAAUAUCAA